Anguilla anguilla (European eel) is the source of this 6222-nucleotide messenger RNA. RefSeq names its product adenosylhomocysteinase-like 1 (gene ahcyl1). The record is from RefSeq and is a predicted model, not a curated record. NCBI's taxonomy places the organism in Eukaryota, Metazoa, Chordata, Actinopteri, Anguilliformes, Anguillidae. Gene Ontology annotation, cellular component: cytosol. The coding region runs from base 356 to 2047 and encodes 563 amino acids. The transcript is spliced from 17 exons. Gene Ontology annotation, biological process: L-methionine cycle.
CUGCAUACAUCGGCGCACUUUAGAAAGAGUGAUUGGGGUACGGGUCCUGUAAACCCUGCAGCGAAUGCAAUAUUUAAUAUUUUUAAAAAUAGAAACCUCGUUUAAAUAAAAUAUUCACAAUUUAAUUAAAAAAAAAUCUAUAUAUAUAUAGCCGGGAAACGUGCAUUUGUUUCGUCCCGAAUUUAGUAUCCUUCCUAGCGGUUCUAGGGAACGUUACGUCUUUCCUGAAAACAAGCGCACGGUGACCGCUCAGAAUACGUCUGUUCAGUCAUACAUAUUUGCCAGCUUGCACUUGCAGCUUGCUCAAUAUUAAGCUACCUGCGAUACUUCAGAUAUCUGAUAGCCGUAGAUUGUGAUGUCGGACUCUGUGGGUGACGGGAAGUUGGAGGUGAAACAGGCCAGUAAAGAAGUCAAAGAGAGCGAGAAUGUAGCGGAAAAAUAUUCGGCAAUGACAGUGAGCAAGAACAGCGAUGUGAACGUUGGUGAACUAUCCGCAGCGUUCACCGCGGUCCCUACACACAAAUCUGUCAAGAAGCAGAUCCAGUUUGCGAACCAGGAGGAGAAGCAGGAGUUCAGCAAGUUCCCUACCAAGGCAGGGCGUCGUUCCCUCUCCCGCUCCAUCUCCCAGUCCUCCACCGACAGCUACAGCUCAGGUACGCCACCGCGCACCGCCCGCAAGCCCACAGCGGCCUCGUACACGGACAGCUCGGACGACGAGACCUCGCCUCGGGACAGGACGCAGCUCAACUCCAAAGGCGCGGGCGACUUCUGCGUGAAGAACGUCAAGCAGGCAGAGUUCGGCCGGCGCGAGAUCGAGAUCGCAGAGCAGGACAUGUCCGCACUGAUCUCUCUCAGGAAGAGAGCACAGGGAGAGAAGCCGCUCGCCGGAGCCAAAAUCGUGGGGUGCACCCACAUCACCGCCCAGACUGCAGUGCUGAUUGAGACUCUAGUUGCUCUGGGUGCUGAGUGCCGAUGGACUGCCUGCAAUAUCUACUCCACUCAGAAUGAAGUAGCUGCUGCACUGUCAGAGAGUGGGGUUGCUGUGUUUGCCUGGAAGGGGGAGUCGGAGGAUGAUUUCUGGUGGUGCAUCGACCGCUGCGUCAACAAGGAGGGCUGGGAGGCCAACAUGAUCCUAGAUGAUGGGGGUGACUUGACGCACUGGGUGUAUAAGAAAUACCCCAAUGUUUUUAAGAAGAUCCGAGGAAUCGUGGAGGAGAGCGUCACUGGGGUACACAGGCUGUACCAGCUUUCCAAGGCCAGCAAGCUGACCGUCCCCGCCAUGAACGUGAACGACUCGGUCACCAAGCAGAAGUUCGACAACCUGUACUGCUGCAGAGAGUCCAUUUUGGAUGGGUUGAAGAGGACCACUGAUGUGAUGUUUGGUGGAAAGCAAGUUGUGGUUUGCGGUUAUGGAGAGGUUGGGAAGGGUUGCUGCACAGCGUUGAAAGCCCUGGGAGCCAUCGUUUGCAUCACAGAGAUCGACCCCAUCUGUGCUCUACAGGCCUGCAUGGACGGCUUCAGAGUAGUGAAACUGAAUGAGGUCAUCCGCCAGGUGGACGUCAUCAUCACCUGCACAGGAAAUAAAAACGUGGUGACCAGAGACCAGCUGGACCGGAUGAAGAACGGAUGCAUCGUGUGCAAUAUGGGCCACUCCAACACGGAGAUCGAUGUGGCCAGCUUGCGGACCCCGGAGCUCACCUGGGAGAGGGUGCGGUCACAGGUGGACCACGUCAUCUGGCCCGACGGCAAGCGGGUCGUCCUGCUGGCUGAGGGCCGCCUUCUGAACCUGAGCUGCUCCACAGUUCCUACGUUUGUCCUGUCAAUCACAGCCACAACUCAGGCCCUGGCUUUGAUCGAACUGUACAACGCGCCGGAUGGACGUUACAAACAGGACGUCUACCUGCUGCCCAAAAAGAUGGAUGAGUAUGUUGCCAGCUUGCACCUGCCCACCUUUGAUGCCCACCUGACGGAACUCUCAGACGAACAGGCCAAGUACCUGGGCCUAAACAAGAACGGCCCAUUCAAACCCAACUACUACAGAUAUUAACGCAAAUGGACCACAGUGCCCUACAACACUACCAGAUGUACAUGAAGACUGGAACACCAUCCCUCAGAAAUUAUAAGUUUUAAAGAUGCUCCAAAAAGGAAACGCCAUUUUCGAAGGGACAGCAGAUUUCCUGAUGAAUGUGAUUCUGUUUCAUUGUGCUUUUUAAAAUGAAGUACGAUGCCUGCCGUCCACACUCGCAUCCACGGAUAAACACCUACAGAUAGACAUACGCGUGCACAAAUACAGUGCACUACGUCCAUCCAUGCAACCUCACCACAAGAACGACAACUGUUGCUUCCGCACAGAAUGUCAGCUUAGUCAUCACAACACGUUUAUAUUUUAACACUUUUUUUAAUUACACAUACUUAUUUUUAGACAAAUCUGAGACACAGUUUAGUAAAAAAAUAAUUGACAGUAAAGGUGCCAAAUUAAAGCUAGGAAAUGGGAGGUGAUUGGGGUGGGUUUGUUUUCUGUGGUGGCUUAGCUGCUCUGAAUAAUUUUAGCGCACAAACACAUUCCAUAAGACCAUGGCUGGGUGGCCAUUUUGAAGGAAAGCUUGGAGUUUAUGAGAGUGUCCCCAUGCACUAAGUCAUGGGAUAGCUGCUAGCAUAUAGAGAAUUGCUAGACACACCUAAUAUCAUGAAAAAUAUCACAUUUAGCAUAAAAUAAUUUAUAGAAUAAUACAUAUUUAUACUGUAACGAUGUGGUUCAAAGUAAAAUAAAAGAGAAAGUGAUCAUUACCUGAGCUCUACUUGGAGUCACUUGCAAAGUUCCUGAGGGUCCAAAUCCCACAUCUCUCAUGGGUUUUAAGACAGGGCCAAAUGUGCUCUGUUUAAUCCAGGGAUGUACCGCAAGAGCUGAUAACUUUCAGGAUUUCUUGCCAGUUCCUGUAUUUAGUCCAAUCACUUAUUUGAUCUGACAUUUUUGUCAAGGUCAUGUGAUUCAGCUGAAGACUGCACAUGCAUCCUUAGUGAAAAGACUUUACUCAGGUCUGAUAAAACUAAUCCAGAAAAUAAUUGGUUGGAGCAAGAAGUAGCGCGCGCACACACACACACACACACACACACACACACACACACAAACACAAACACACACACACACACACAUUCACACAUCAGCCCUCCAGAACUGAGGUUGUGUGCUACAGGUUUAAUGCAACUUUUAUUUGAAAUUAAUUUAAAUUCAAACUAAUUAAUUCAUGCAGUGUUGGAUUCUGUACCAAAAAAAUUGUUAUUGAUUGGUUGGCUGAUAUAGUGUAGUUUUUUUUUUUUUUUUUUUGCUGCUUUUCAUCCCACUUUUGAUUGGCAGCUUUCUGCUGCCUCCGCAAAGGUCAUUAUUUCCAGAUUGUUUACCACCUUGGAGGGAUUAUUACACAACUAAUUACCUUAUUCAACAGUUACCAAUAACGAUUAUAUAUUAGUUACUUUUACCUUCAUUGAUUUUUAUGGACUUAAUCAGCUGAAAUUGAAAUAUUCUUCCGUGGCCCUUUGACCAUAUUGUUUUAGCGUUGUCAAGCAAGCACUGGUUGAUAGUUCUAUUUGGACCCGCAAAAAGAAAUUCUAUGAUUUCAUUAAAACAAAACAAAAUGGGUCUCAUUCACAAAACUUUUCUUAAAUUAACCUGACUUGUGUUCGCCGUUACUCGCGUUUCCUAGUUAACAUUAUUAGUGAAUAAUGACUGCUUAGAAAGCUUUUCAUAUCACUCCGCAGAAAGAAGUGCGGUUAAUUAUUCAAAUGUGUGAACUCGCGACAUCUGGUGUCAAAAAGACGUUACUCCACCGUUAACUUGCCUCGUAUCUUACUCCAAUACUCCCGUAGCCAAACAUAGGUCGAAUUAUUUACGAGAACGCAAAGGGAAAAUGGUUUCAUAUUAAUUUAAAUUUAUUUUGUCAUUAUUUUUCGAUAGCAGACCACUUCGUUUUGGAUUAGUCCUUAUGUGUGGUUGGGAGUAUCCUACUGAUUCUUUUUGUUGUUUGAUUGAUCAACAGUAAUGCGACACUGAUACACCGGAGUUAUCGAAUAACAUUCAGCUGGUAAAAUUGUGAAUGUUCAUAUGGAUAAAAAUAUUUAGCCUUGAAUUCCUCCUUUAUGGAUAUCUUUUAGCUGCUGUUUUUGCAGUCUUUGCCCCCAACAACCCUCAUAUCAUAUCAUAUUGAUACUGUUCGAGCAUGUCAACUUUGUUCUUAGUUGUGAUAUUGCUCUGUAGAUGUAUAAUCUUUAUAUGUAGAUUUAAGUGAAGUUGUUUUCUUUUUUCUUUCUUCUUUGGAGAAUCCUGAUUAUCUUAAAGGCUUUUAGCCUUCCCAAUUUUGUACUUAAGAGUCUUCCCCUGCUUACCUUCUUCACAUGGUCUGCAAGGAAAGAUAUAUAAAAUAAUGCACAAAUAAAUGCAUGUCUACUUAACCUCUUGUUACGUCCCUCCGCCUCAGGUGGGGGCGCUGGCUGUUUGGAUACGUGUUUGUCUCGUUAUAGGUAAUUGAGAGCACCUGUGGCGGUGCCCUUUUAAGAAGCCUGGUGUCAGCUUCUCCCCAGAUGGGAGCUUUUUCUCUUCACCUCUCGACCACGGCCGGGUCUUGAUUUUAUCUUGUGUUUUGCAGCUAUUUUAGUAUUCCUUAUGGGUAGUUGAGUAAAGUUAUUGGUUGUUUUUGGGAAGCCUUGGUUUUGGCUUCGUUAUGUUUGCGGGGGCUUGAGAGCAACCGUAACACCUCUACAUGAACACAUUUAAAGUUAUCAGUUGAAAAUGCGGUGUGCUAGUUGCACACUUUCAUGUUACGAAAUGAGAUUAAAUGAAAUAGAAAACGUGUUCAUGGUGUGAGCUGAAUAGUAUUCAAAUGAAUCUGGGCUUGAACUGAAUAAUUUUGUUUCUGUGAGAAGUACCUUUAAAAGAGCUCUUGGCAUUCAUUUUGAUUUCCAUGUUUAAGUAGAAGGUGAAGCUUUCCUUUCCAUAUGUCCAGCUUAUGUAUGAAAUGAAUUAGCAACAACAUUGGGUAAAAAAUUAGUUGACAAAAUGAAGAGUAAGAUUUUUCUUUUUAAAAGUACCUAGCAAAACAUUCAGUGCCCUCCAAAUAUUCUGAGAAAGGUGAAGUGAAAUUUAUUAUUUUUUGCUAUAUAAUCAAGGCAUUUGGAUUGAAGAUCAAAAGAUGAAUAUGAGACAAAAGUACAGACAAUCAGCUUUUAUUUCAUGGUAUUUACAUGCGUACGUGUUUUACUAUUUUACAGAAACAGCUGUUUUGUGUUGCGUCCCCACAAUUUCAGCUGUGCGAGAGUAAGUUAAUGGAUGACUGACAGGUAUUAACUGUUUGAAAAGUCUUUAAAAAGAAAAGCACUUGUGGAAAUGAACACUGUAAAGGACAAAGAAGACAACUGAAGUUGAUAACAGAGGAGUCUUAAGAGCUGUGAAGAAAAACCCUAAAACAACAGUCAGUGACAUCACCAGCAGUCUCCAGAGGACAGGGGUAAAAAUAUCACAAGCCACCAUACGCAGAACACUUUGAGAGCAGAAUUAUAAAGGCUGCACUAAAAUGGGCGACUCAACGCAAAACAGCCGUUUCUGUAGAAUGGUAAAACAUGUACACAUGCAAAUACCAUGAAAUAAAAGUUUAUUGUUUGUACUUUUGUCUCAUAUUCAUCUCAAAUCCAAAGGCUUUAAAUGUACAGCAAAAAUCACUAAUUCCAUUCUGCUGUUCCCAUACUUUUGGAGUUCACAGUAGCAUAUUUAAAGAGGGAGAUUUGCACAUGGUAAACCGUUGGCCUGUUAGAGGAUUUACAUUAUAAUUUGAUAUUUAAAACAUGUCAGUAAAUGCAGACGGUGAGCAUGUAGCUGUGGUGUGGCGUGGCUGACUCAUCAAGCAUGCAGUGACAGUUGCUAUGUAAAUUAUAUUACAGUUAAUGUGUCAGCCCCCAUUCAAAUGUUAAACUGCAAGAAGUUCAUCUGUCAUUUACCUACUAUACAGCUACAUUGCCUUGAAGAACACAGUUCAGUCAAAAUGUUUGACUUCUGUGUAUACUUGUAAUGUAUUUUCAUGCUUAGUAGAAACUUAAUUUGUAACCAAAGUAAAACUGAAAGAAAUAAUAGAGCAUAUAUCCCUUUAACUCCUUAACAAUGAGAAAUAUGUGGUCGGAUACAGUUCUGUUUCCUUGUAAACAAGGAAUUUCCUAGUAAAACAUGUUAUAUUACAA